Molecule: messenger RNA, 1332 nt
Organism: Astyanax mexicanus (Mexican tetra)
Lineage: Eukaryota; Metazoa; Chordata; Actinopteri; Characiformes; Acestrorhamphidae
Product: dual specificity protein phosphatase 13-like
Exons: 3
Coding region: 130-663 (177 amino acids)
Biological process (GO): protein dephosphorylation; negative regulation of MAPK cascade
Cellular component (GO): cytoplasm
Molecular function (GO): protein tyrosine/serine/threonine phosphatase activity; MAP kinase phosphatase activity
Source: RefSeq, a predicted model, not a curated record
UUUAGAGCAGAUGACUGCACCUGCUCCUGUCAUUCCACACACACACACACACCAACAUACACACACAGCUGCUGACUGGAGCAGAUCCACAGUGUGAAAUCUGUGUCAGUGUGCAGGUCACAGGUCAGCAUGUGUGACGGACAGAGAGGAGGACCUCCCCCGGUUAAGGAGCUGGAGAAGAUUCUGUAUGGCGGGAAACGGACCGGAAACCACGUGGAUGAAGUUUGGCCCAACCUCUAUCUGGGAGACAUGUCAAUAGCGAAUGACCGUUAUGGCCUGUGGAAGCUGGGGAUUACUCACGUCCUGAACGCAGCCCAUGGGAAGAUGCACUGUCAGGGAAGUCAUGAGUUUUAUGGGUCUUCUAUAGAAUACCAUGGUGUUCCAGCCGACGACUCGCCAUCCUUUAACCUGUCUGUCUACUUCCAGCCGUGUGCCGACCACAUCCACCAGGUGCUGAACUCUCCAGGAGCACGGUUGCUGAUACAUUGUGCGGUGGGUGUGAGUCGCUCUGCUUCAUUGGUUCUGGCCUACCUGAUGAUCCACCAGAACCUCUCCCUGCUGGAGGCCAUAAAAACUGUCAAACAGCACCGCUGGAUCUUUCCCAACCGUGGCUUCCUCAAACAGCUCAGAGCGCUGGACAUCAGACUGCACUGCUUAGACUGAAUCAGGAUAAUCAUCAAACAGCUCCAAACACUGGACAUGAGAAUGUAUGACUUAGUCUGAAACAGGAUAAUCAUCCAACUGCUCAGAGUGCUGGACAUCAGACUGCACAGCUUAUUGUAAAACAGGAGAAUCAUCAAACAGCUCCAAACACUGGACAUGAGAAUGUAUGACUUAGACUAUACUGCUUAGACUGAAUCAGGAUAAUCAUCAAACAGCUCCAAGUGCUGGAAAUCAGAUUGUUUUGCUUAGACUGAACCAGGAUAGUCAUCAAACAGCUCCAAACACUGGACCCCAGACUGCAAAGUUUAGACUGAACCAGAAUAGUCAUCAAGUAGCUAUAAGCACUGGACAUCAGACUGCAUGGCUUAGACUGAACCAGGAGAAGCAUCAAACAGCUCUGAGUGCUAGAGAUCAGAAACAUCUCCAAGCACUGGACAUCAGACUGUAAGGCCUCGACUGAACCAGUAUAAUCAUCAAACUGCCCAGAGCACUGGAUAUCAGACUGCAUGGCUUAGACUAAACCAGGAUAAUCAUCAAACAUCUCAGAGUACUGGACAUCAAACUGUACGACUUAGACUGAACCAGGAUAAUCAUCAAACUCUGAGCACUGGACAUCAGACUGUACUGCUUAGACUGAAUUGUGAAUUCAUAAUGGAUAUAAAAGGAUUU